Messenger RNA from Sycon ciliatum, 3095 nucleotides. RefSeq names its product phosphoenolpyruvate carboxykinase, cytosolic [GTP]-like. The transcript has 4 exons. Gene Ontology annotation, molecular function: manganese ion binding; GTP binding; phosphoenolpyruvate carboxykinase (GTP) activity. The coding region runs from base 469 to 2415 and encodes 648 amino acids. NCBI's taxonomy places the organism in Eukaryota, Metazoa, Porifera, Calcarea, Leucosolenida, Sycettidae. Gene Ontology annotation, cellular component: cytosol. Gene Ontology annotation, biological process: propionate catabolic process; gluconeogenesis; response to starvation. The record is from RefSeq and is a predicted model, not a curated record.
UUGCAUUAUCAAACUCAUCAUCGUCUGGAUCAUAUCAGUACGUGUUCCCCAGAAGAACCUCUUGAAGGGAAACUUCUUCUCAUAUUUGUCCUGUAAACUCCUUUUUCGUCUCGUGGUGCUGUUGCAAGUAGGUCAACGACGUGGAGUUCACCUCCCGCGUGGGUCUGACGUAGGCCUGAACCUGAACCGUAUGGAUAAUCGUCCCGUAUAAGCUGGUGCAUGCUCUUUCGCAGUCUCUGCUGUCUGUGCCAAAUUUGCCAAGGCACGCAUGCAAUCCCCAAAAAAAGUUGUGGAGUUCUUUGACCUGACCAAGCUCAGUUGAGCAGACAGUGUAGUGAAAGCGGCAGUGGUUUGACUUUGAGUGCUGGCCAGGCAGGAAGCAGUAAUUUGUGGCAGUGAAACGGAAGCAGAGCAGCGUGAUUGUAGAUUGGUUCACGCUCGGCAUCCUGAUUUCCGUCUCUCGUCGCCAUGUGGACAAGCAAGGACAAGAGCAUCAGCGUUGAGGGCAAGGGAGAUUUCUCCCUGCUGAAUGCGGCCGUGUCCGACUUCCUUGAGCAGUACGUUCGAACGUGCAGUCCGUCUCGUUUGCAUUUGUGCGAUGGCAGUGACGAGGAAAACAAGAAGCUGUGCGAACUGAUGAGGGAGUCCGGUAUGGUGCGUCCUCUGACCAGCAAGGAGUACACCAACUGUUGGUCUGUGCGCACAGACCCGACAGAUGUAGCUCGCCUGGAGAGCAAGACAUUGAUAUGCACACCAAAGGAAGAGCAGGUUGUUGCCGAGGGCGCAAGGCAUCCUGGCACCCCGAACAUGCUGGGGAAAUGGAUGUCGGAGGAGCAAAUGGAUGCUCAAAUGAAAGACCGUCUUCCUAGAUGCAUGAAAGGUCGUGUCAUGUACAUCAUACCAUUCAGCAUGGGACCUGUUGGAUCUCCUCUAGCCAAGAUUGGCAUUCAGUUGACCGAUUCACCCUACGUUGUCGCCAGCAUGCGGGUUAUGACCCGCAUUGGCACGCCCGUCAUCAAGACCCUGAACACGGGUGCGGAGCCGACGGAGUUCGUACGAUGCAUGCACACUGUCGGCCGUCCUGACCCAGCCGACCCCGCUGAGGUGCAGAAGGCCAAGAUGCGCCUGCCGACGUGGCCGUGCGAUCCCGAGCGCGUACUCAUUGCACACUACCCGAUGCGGCGCGAGAUUGUCUCCUACGGGAGUGGUUACGGCGGAAAUUCCCUUCUCGGCAAAAAGUGCUUUGCGCUGCGCAUUGCAUCCUGGAUCGGCAAGGAAGAAGGCUGGCUCGCAGAGCAUAUGUUGAUCAUGCGUGUACAGAACCCAGAAGGAGACGUACGCUACGUGGCCGCUGCUUUCCCAAGUGCCUGCGGUAAGACGAAUCUGGCUAUGAUGGAGCCGUCGCUGCCAGGGUGGGAUGUGAAGUGUGUGGGCGAUGACAUUGCCUGGCUGAAGUUUGACAAUGAAGGACGCCUGCGUGCAAUCAACCCAGAAAAUGGCUUCUUCGGCGUUGCUCCGGGCACAUCCCUCAAAACGAACCCGAACGCCAUGGAGAUGGUGCACCGCAACACAAUCUUCACCAACGUGGCCUACACCGAGAGAGGUGAUGUCUAUUGGGAAGGCAUGGACCCUACCUAUGACCUUAACAACACCAAGGUCAUCUCCUGGCGGGGAAUUCCCCACUGGAAACCGGGCAUGUGUACCAUGGAUGGAGAGGUGAUUACUGCUGCUCAUCCAAACUCUCGCUUCUGCACACCGCUGUCUGAGUGCCCGGUUGUUGACCCACUGUACAACAGUGCUGAGGGCGUGCCCAUUGACGCAAUCAUCUUUGGCGGUCGCCGUCCAGACACGAUCCCGCUGGUCUUCGAGUCCUUCAACUGGCCACACGGUGUCUUCCUGGGCAGUGCCAUGCGCUCUGAAACGACUAAGGCCGCCGCUGAUGUGACGGAAAAGCUGCGCCACGACCCGUUUGCCAUGCGGCCGUUCUUUGGCUACAACUUUGGCGAGUACCUGCAGCACUGGCUGAACCUGGAGAAGCCUGGUCGCAAGAUGCCCAGCAUCUUCCAUGUCAACUGGUUCUUGCGCGGUGAGCAGAACGAGUUCCUCUGGCCCGGCUUCGGCGAGAACGCUCGCAUUCUGGAAUGGAUCUUCAAGCGUCUGAACGGCGACAGCAGUGUGGCCCGUGCCUCUCCCAUAGGUAUGCUGCCAACCAAUUCUGGCAUUCGAUCUAACGAUCUCUCACCCAGUGUGGAUAUGGAUCGCCUGCUCAAUGUCGAUCACAAGCUUUGGCUGAAGGAAGAAGAGGCCAUCAGGUCUUUCCUCGAGGGCCAGCUUGGCAAGGAUUGUCCGGCCGGCAUUGUUGAGCAGAUACACAGCCUGCGCGAACGCCUUGCGAAUACAUGCAGUGAAGAGUAAGGCUGAGGGUCAGUGGAUGUCUCCCAUCAGUUUGAACACCCCUGCUCCCGCAUCUGAGAUUUGACAAGCAAUUGAGAGAAUGGUCGAUGCAAUGGACCUGGUUGACCGUCACAUCAGUCUUUUAUAAAAUAUAGUUUUCUCUAGACAUACACAUGGCUUUUCGUAACGCCUGCAGUUUUAUCGUUCCCCGUUAAAAUCUAUAUCUCCAGCCUUGACAGUCACGAAACACACCCAGCCAACUGCCAUGUUGUAUGAGCAUCAGGUAUUUGACGAAUGUGUUGUAUUGAAUAGUUCUCUUACAGUAUAGACAUUUUUUAGAGUAGAGUUGUGUUGAUGUGUCCCAACGCAUCUCCUAGAGUCUAUAAUCGGGCUUCACACCGGAAUAUCCCCAGCCAGAAAUCUGGAAUAGCUCAGAUUUUCAUGGUGCAUGUAUUGCACUCAAUUCUUUUCUAGAUAGAAGUGCCAGGUAGGGCAUACGCGUCUCUUUCUCUCUCUCUCUCUCCCCUGCCUCCCUCCCUCCCUCGCCCUAGAAAAUCUCUUUCGUAGCGGUAGCAGGAAGCAUCAUGAACUUAGCUCGUAUAUCUUCACAGAGUGCACAGACCGUUUGAUUUUGUUUCUUGUACGUCUGGCGGUGAUUCUAAUUUUUAUUAUCGCAUUAUUAAUUUUCGUUUUGUGCUUGU